Molecule: messenger RNA, 2212 nt
Organism: Zeugodacus cucurbitae (melon fly)
Lineage: Eukaryota; Metazoa; Arthropoda; Insecta; Diptera; Tephritidae
Product: chymotrypsin BI
Exons: 3
Coding region: 865-2085 (406 amino acids)
Biological process (GO): proteolysis
Molecular function (GO): serine-type endopeptidase activity
Source: RefSeq, a predicted model, not a curated record
UUAAACUGGCAACUUGUUUACUAAUAAGUUAUUUUGUAUGAAUUUAACUACAUGCAAACACACAGACAUAUAUAUUGUAUACAUUUGUGGCAAUAUUGAGGCAGACCGCCGCAGACCUAGUGACGCAAUUUUCAACAUCUCAACAAGAGGCUGGCCUGACACCAGCUAAGCCACCUUUCAACGGCAUUUCGUUCAUUCAUCAAAUGGCGAACUUACUCUCAUUUACUAUGUUAGUGGAUAGCGGCUGUGUAACGGUGUGUAGAAAUGAGUGUGGCAUGAAGUUUAGCAAGUGCAACGCGAAUGGGCGAAAGAGAUUGUUUAUGUUUAGGUUGGCUGUAGGGAAACAAUAUCAUGUUAUGAUAUCUUAAUUUAUGGUACUAGUGAGAAAUUUUCGAGUUUAUAAAAAUAACUGACACCGAGCAGCCGGUGCUCAGUCGACAUGCGCGUGUGCAGUGUAACGGUUCGUAGUUGAAAUAUUUAACUGGUGACUUUAGCGGCGCGAAUUGUUUAAAAAGUACAAACAUACACAACUACAAACUCACACACAAUCAACGCGCAUGCGCACAUUCGCAAGUGCAAGUCAAGUGUGGCAAGUGGCAAAUAAAGCUUACUAACAUUGUAAGUAGUGAGAUUCAAAUUCAAUUUAAGUAUUUGCGGAAAAAAUUACAUUAAAUUCAGUGAACUAAAGCGUUGCAAUAACAAAAAGUGUAAUAAUAGCGUCAUAGGCAAACAUAAAGAAAGUCAAAUAGAGGUUGCAGUGUGUGGAAACCUUUCGCCUCACAGCAAAAAAAAAAAAAAAACAACGCGAUAACAACAACAGUUAACGCAUUUAAGUAAACGAUAAAAGCGGAAAUUAUUAAAUAAAUGAUGAUUACACACACACGCACAAUGCCAAUGCUGCAAAUGCUGCUGCUAACGUGCCUAGUGGAGCGCUACACCGCCACCAGUUGGCGGUCGGUGAAACCGAUGUAUCUGCUGUCCAUGUACGAGCCUUCCGAUGAUUAUUCUAGUGAGCCGAUGGUUUUAAGCUUAGAAGCGGAUACCGCGGAGGACGAUCCGUCGUUGCAGCGCACGCCAGCGAUGGAUCGUAUUUUUGGCGGUAGUGUUGCAGAACGCCACAGUUUUCCAUAUCAAGUCGGAUUGCUGUUGCAGCGACCCAAGGGCCUCUACUGGUGUGGUGGUGCACUGAUUUCGGAUGAAUAUGUUUUGACUGCGGCACAUUGUGUGGAUAUGGCCAAGCGUGCUCUGGUCUUUCUUGGUGCACAUGAGAUUAAAAACGCCAAUGAAAUGGGCCAAGUGCGUAUUAUGGUGAAGCGUAAUAGUUUCAUCAUAUAUCCAUCCUGGAAUCCAAGACGUCUCAAAGAUGACAUCGCUUUGGUGCGUCUGCCAGUGCCUAUCGAGUUUAACGAUCGCAUACAGCCGAUUCCGUUGCCGCGUCGCAGUUAUGAGUACCAAGAUUUCCAAGAUAAGUUAGCCAUUGCGUCCGGCUGGGGACGCUAUGCAAUGGGCGCGCAUGCCAUUAGCAAUGUGUUGCGCUAUGUGAAGCUACGCAUAAUUGAUGGCUGGACUUGUAAACGUAGUUUCCCGCUCUCAUAUCACAGUACGAACAUCUGUACGAGCGGCAAGUUUGCGCGCUCCACUUGCAACGGUGAUUCUGGUGGUCCACUGGUUGUGCGACGCAGACAUACGAAAAAACGUGUACUCGUCGGCCUCACAUCGUUCGGUAGUAUACAUGGCUGCGAUCUCGGCUAUCCGGCGGCAUUUACGAAAGUCGCAUCAUAUCUAGACUGGAUUAAUGAUGAGACCGGCAUUGAAUUGUGGCAAGAAUCAUCGAACGCGAUAGUUUUCAAGAAAAUCUUAAAAGAUUAUGAGCGUAAGCAUAACAAAUACAAUUAUCUAAAUGAGGACUUAACAAUGGAAGAUGAGGAAGAUUGGAAUGAUAGCACAGAGAAGAUACCGGAAUUUUCACCAGUACGCAUAAAACGACCGUCCAGAGUUGGACGUACAUCAUAUACCUUAAGACCACCUCGACAAAGAACACGUUAUGCGUCGCCAAGAACUUAUCGAAAAUAUAUAUUUUUGUGAGAUUGACAUUCGCUGAGAAUAAAGUGGUUUUCGAUAUAAUAUUUGAAAUGUUGUAAUUAUUGGUUAAAACUUGGCUAGUCUUCUUUUUCUCUGGCAAUGUCUCGUCUUUCGUUUAAUUGUUUCAAUA